GGCCGACCUGCACCCCAGAACCAAACUACCAAAGCGAGAGACAACCGCUGCGCCACUGCGGAAACGAUUUCGUCGCCAUGACCAUGACGUCUCGUUUCGUUGCGGCGGCCUCUUCCUCCUCGUCCUCGUGCCCCCUCGCCCGCCUAAUCUCUCGCCGCGGCCUUGCCGGUGCCGCAGACGGCCAUGGACCUGCGAAGGUGCCCUUGUGGAAAGAUCCGUUGAGCCCGAGCAAGUGGAAGGAAGAGCACUUUGUUCUAGCAAGCCUCUCUAUGUGGGGGGCUCUUUUUUAUGGUGGUUUCAAGUUUUUUGGUGGAAAGAAGGAAGACAAGAUUGAGGCGGCAUCAGGACAGACAUAGGUGGCUGGGAUGGGAGUUCUUGCCUAUUUCUGUGGCCAGGCAACAAUGUUAAAUAAAAGGAAUGUGUUAUAUUGUGCUUUCAAGUUGAUAAAUUGUGGCAACCAGGUUUUGAUUAUGUAGGCAAUAUUUUGACAAGCUACUCUUAUCCAGCAUGAAUGACUUCACGUUUGUGAAUGCUGCAAAUGUUGUACUUCUUUCAUGCGAUUGAGUAGAUGUUUUACUUCUGUUGCCAUCACCAGUUCAACGCUGUACUUUUAAUUGAUUCGAUCACGUGCUUUCUA
Molecule: messenger RNA, 637 nt
Organism: Zea mays
Lineage: Eukaryota; Viridiplantae; Streptophyta; Magnoliopsida; Poales; Poaceae
Exons: 4
Coding region: 78-356 (92 amino acids)
Source: RefSeq, marked validated